This is a messenger RNA of Hypanus sabinus (Atlantic stingray), 1731 nucleotides long. It is a transcript of the gene lyve1a, whose product is annotated as lymphatic vessel endothelial hyaluronic receptor 1a. The transcript is spliced from 6 exons. Gene Ontology annotation, cellular component: plasma membrane. NCBI's taxonomy places the organism in Eukaryota, Metazoa, Chordata, Chondrichthyes, Myliobatiformes, Dasyatidae. Gene Ontology annotation, molecular function: hyaluronic acid binding; transmembrane signaling receptor activity. The record is from RefSeq and is a predicted model, not a curated record. Gene Ontology annotation, biological process: cell adhesion. The coding region runs from base 112 to 933 and encodes 273 amino acids.
GGUUAAAGCAGUUGAGAUUAGCUCAGCUCCAUGUCACACGGUUACCCUCAGCCCUGAGUGUCGGUUCUGCGCCGUGACUUCUCACAGCAAGGUUUGUGUGGAGACUGCACUAUGGCAGGGUGGGCGUUGAUCUCAGCCAUUGCCCUCAGCCAGGCGCUGACGGUGCAUCCUCAAGCUCCUCUCAAUGUUCAAGAUUUUAGCUACAGUGACUGCCGAACCGCGGGUGUUUUCUACCUCCACCUGGGGCAUGGUUACAAUCUGAAUCUGACCCAAGCACGGAGCGCCUGCCAACUUUUCGACACGGUGCUGGCGACAGAGGCCCAGGUACAACAGGCAUGGUCGCAGGGUUUUGAAACGUGCAGGUAUGGCUGGGUGGAAGAAGGAUACCCUGUUAUUCCAAGGAUCACCCCGAAGGAACCCUGCGGAAAGAAUAGAACGGGCGUAGUGACGUGGAAGCAAGACCAUACCUUCCUAUUCGAUGCUUACUGCUUCCGAGAGAACGAUUCCAAGAGGGUGAAUGCCUGUGAGCCAUUAGAAAUUCGACCCACACCCUUUGUGACAGAGUUAUCAUCGGUGGAUCCAGAUAUGAGGACAGUCCCUGCGUUCAGCUCUGAAACAAUGCCCCACCUGGACACCAGGGUGACCACCCUACCUCAGGACUCGAGGACCACUAUGCCCACCCUGACUCAAGUGUCGAUGUCAACACAAGUUAAUGGGGUGACAGACCCAAAGGGGAACAGGAUGUUUUUGGGCAAUAGAAUUAUCUACUGCGUGCUGGUUGUGGUGUUCGUUCUCCUCCUGGCCCUCGUGAUUAUCCUGAUUUGCUUCCUGAAAAAACGCAGGCGUUACUCUUACUCGGGCACCAGGCAGCCAAAGGAAAACAUUGAAACGGAGGUGUGGAGCUUGAAUCCGAAUGGCACCAGCUCGUCGUGAGGUCCCACGGAGAAGGAAGCAAAGCCUGCAGUCACAGCAACCAAGGAGCCACCGCAGCCAGCCAGCGAAUGUCCAGAAUCCAAUGUAGGGUUAGAAUCAGCAGACAUGGUCGUACCUAGAACUCAGGACUUGGCAUUCCGCCCCUCUUCUCUGUGGUCACACGAGCCUUCUCCUGUCCUCCCUUACCACCUCGCAGAUUACCACUUCUGCUGAUACCCACCACCCCAGCCAGGACAGAGCUCGCCUGUCCAUCGCUGUUCAUCCUGUCUCUCCUGGCCAUCCUUCACGUUGUCUGCAGGUGGAGCCCAUCUUCCGACUUCCAGACAAAGAUUCUUCCUCAUCCAGAAAUGUUGUCUUUGGAGCUUCAGUUGCCCUGGGAAUUUAUGGGAUGUGGCUACUAGCCCCGUGCUCAACCCUCCUCCUCACGCAGCCGGCAUUGGGUCUGUCCUCUCUGGAGCUUACAGACUGCCUGAAUGUCGUGAAUUGUCUUAUUGUCCAGGUUUUGUUAGUGCACACAGAAUCCAGUGUGUCCCAAUGAACCGUCAGUUAACAAACAGCACUGCCUGUUUCAAAGGUUUUGUGGGUGGGGAUGGUGUGGGGGAUAAAGAUGUUUCAUCAAACAGCACCCGUCAGCAGAACAUCAAAGGGUGGUGCUGGGUCACUGUGUGAGUGAGUGUGUGUGAGUGUGUGUGAGUGUGUGAGUGUGAGUGUGUGUAUGAGUGUGUGUGUGUGUGAGUGUGUGUAUGAGUGUGUGAGUGUGUGUGUGUGUGUGUGUGAGUGUGUGUGAGUGUGUGUAUG